Molecule: messenger RNA, 4075 nt
Organism: Gasterosteus aculeatus aculeatus (three-spined stickleback)
Lineage: Eukaryota; Metazoa; Chordata; Actinopteri; Perciformes; Gasterosteidae
Gene: znf518a
Product: zinc finger protein 518A
Source: RefSeq, a predicted model, not a curated record
AAUUCAUUUUCGGGAUGCGGCUCAAAGUUGGCGUUGGUUUGGUUGUUUUUGCAGCCUUUGGAGAGCAGCGUUUGCGUUGAACAGCCCGGGACGGCGCGGCGCGGCACGGCACGGCUCCCCGUCGGAGCCUCCGGUGCUAAAGGCUAAAGGCUAAAAGCGGCUCACGGGCUGUAAUCCCCGUAUGAGACCAUCAUGGCCGCCGCUCGCUGAGCUGUCAAGCGCUCCACAAAAGAAAAGAAACCCGGGGAUCACAAGAACAACGCCAUGGAUUCGGUGGAUAUUUGUGCAGCGAACUCCGGGGGAGAUAACGGACGACGCGCCAACGAGAGAAACGGAGAUUGGCACAAACGGCUCAACCUCAGGAGAACUGCCGUUCGGCCUCCGGCCGUGCAGAGUGCAGAUAAGAGCGGGCCGGAGAAGAUAGCGGGGGAGUGGCAGCGGGGCGCGGCGUGGCCUUUGUCGAAGAAGCCCCCCGACUCCCUGCGGCUUGCGUGCGCCCUGUGCGGUGACGAGUCGGAGUACGGUCCCAAAGACUUGGCGCGACACUUCGAGGAGAAGCACAAAGGAAGCCCACCGGUGUUUUCCUGUCGCUCGUGCGCUUUCAGCACGCACGAGCUCUCCCGCCUUCAGGUUCACCUGCUGAGCCACAAGGAGACCUUUUCCAGCUGCAGCGUCUGUCACGACGACGUCCAGCGCACGUGGCCGGAGCUCAGCGCGCACCUGACCGCUGUUCACUGCCAAGACGGCAGGUUUCCGUGCCGAAUGUGUCCGAAAUUCUCCACUGGCGACGUUGGAGUGUUUUUAGAGCACACGUAUGCAGAUCACUCGGGCCUGCAGGGGGAUAAGGGUCCGUCGCUGCACGCAGAGGACGACUUUGGUCCUCAAACGGCCGCCGGGACGUUGCGUUGUCAGCUCUGUGGCUAUGAAGCAUCCCGGAAAUGGCUGAUCGCUAAGCACGUCAAAGCUGUCCAUGUCUGCCAAAAUGGGAAUCAGAGGAAGAAAAAGAAGGAGGAGGAGGAUGUGCGUUCCCUAGCGAUGAAACCAAAUGAGCCGGUACCAAAAGGGAAGCCCCGGUUGACGAGGAGUGCGGUGAGGGAGAUGUGCUGGCUGACGCAGGACUGCCUCUCUCUGCCGGGACGAGAGUUCCUGGACAAGUACUGCCCUCUGUCGGAUCCGCAGACGACCCUUCAGGAGACUCAACAGUUCCUGAUGCAAUCGGUCGGCGGGGAAACCGGGAACCGGAAAUGGACACUGAAGACCGCUUUGUCGAACGUCCACCCGAACUCGGAGAAAGUGUGCCGCGUCAAACCCGUCGGACCUAGCCGUGCUGACCGUCAAGAACAAGAUAACCGUGGCUCAGAACGGCGCAACGUACGCUAAAAGGUUGAAAGUGAUGACGUCGUCCGAGAAGGAAACCUCCCGUCGGGCCGUCGACCAAAAUGGCUGUCAGUCAAAUCCGGGCGAAACCAAUCCAACCAAAGGCGUCCCGCGUUCGGACCUGGGCGAGCCACCGCACCGCGUUCCAACGCGGACAAAUGGACAGCGUCGGGAACCAAAGCGUGACCAGGAAACGGAGGGUCAGGGGAAAAAAAACGAGGAGCCAGCGCUCGACGAUGGGAUGGACACGCCCACUGAACUCAAGUCGACCAACGAGUCGGAAGAGCCGCCAUCCGGUCACAAAGUUGCACCAAAAAACAAGAGGCGAAGACGGGCAGGCUCCAAACGGCGCGCUAAAAGACCAUCAGGAGUCGCCUUAAAGAUAGUGUUGCAGAAGAAUCCGGUGAAGGAGAAGCAGUGGGUGUCUUUGUCUCCGUCGGGUGACCGUCCUGGAGCGCCAUGCCCACAGGCGGCGCUGGAGGAGACGGCUCAGAUUCUGAAAAACGCGACGCUAGGUGACGCACGGCAGAAGGAAGGCACCAACGCUCCCUCUGCUGACCUGGACGACCCCUCUGACGCCGGCGCCUCCAGUCCACCGUCCUGGCCGGGGGCAGAGCUCCGCCCCGGUCGGGCCGCAAUGCCGCCGGGGUCCAACAACGAGGACGGCGACGCGCUCAGCGGCUCGCCGCCGUCGCCGCACGGAGAAGCAAAAGUGGACGUGAGUCGCUCGGCCCGGGAGGCCGGCCCGUCGGAUUCGCCGGCUGCAGCGGGGAGCGAGGUGGAGACGGGACCCGAGGACGCGGUGCUCCAGACAUCAGGAGGCGGCACGGAGGGCCAGGGGUCUGCCGAUGAGGGGAACUCAGCAGCUGGAGGAGCGGCGCCUCUCAGCGGCUCCAUCAAGUCCUCCGCUGCCUCCAUAUGUGUCGUCGCAGCACCGGGGAAGGUAAACUCUGAAGGUGUACUCCUUGUUCUCCCUGCAGAGCAGGAGGGGGCUGGAGACACAGGAUUGCCCGCCGAGCCCCGCCCACAUCUCCUUAGAGACGUCCACGGUGGCCCCUCGCCGCCCUGCGGCCGCCAGCCACCACCGCUCGCCAAGCACCUUGAGAGGACCCUGAAGCUGGUGGCCAUAAGUCCGUCUCAGCCGGUGAAGCGCCCGGGGGCGACCAGCCCGCCGUGGUGCUGAACCACCCGGACGCCGACACGCCGGAGUCGCCCGUAUCAUUGAGGUCGUCCACCGGUACAGAGGGGAGGUGCAGAAGGUCGUGCUGUCGCGGAGAACCGCCGACGCUCUCUCGGCCGAGGCAAGCGACCCGGAGGACUCGGCGGGCAGCGCCUCCGUGCAGGAGAGGUUCCUGCUGAGGCUGAAAUUCCGCCGGUUGAGCAGGAAGAAGUACGAAGUGGUCGGGGCGGGCUCCCCCGGGGCUGCGGCGGGCGCAAGCUCGUUCCGCUGCUGGUUUUGCGGCAGGGUCUUUGCGUGCCGGGAAGCCUGGAUGUCCCAUCGGCAGCGACAUCUGACUGACUGGGAAAAAGCCAAACUGUGAAAACUCUUUAAAAUGUUCCGUACACUGGAUGAAAAGCAGAGAUGCUUCUGUAAAAAUGACGUUUGCAAUACAACUAGACAAUAAUGGAAACCGUCUUCUAUUUUUUGUUUAAGUCUUAAAUCUGUUUUGUUUGUGUCGGGGGUUCAUUCUCAGGGUAAACAUUUACCUAUCGGAGUCUCUUUGUACAUUAGUGAUGACCUGUAAAGCCAUGUCCACCAUUUAGUUCCUUUGUGCCGUUUGUCUACGCAGUAGCUUUAUUUAAGGUGAUCUAAGUACAGAACACUGUAAUAUGUGUAUUUGCCAUGCUGAAUCAGUUCAUGUACGGGUAGGUUCUACAGCGCGAUAGCUGUCUCACAAAGUUAUUCAGACGUAUCUGAACUAUGUAUUUCAGAAAAAAGAAAGGAAAAAAAAACAAUAAGCUGUUUUAUUCAACAUUUAUUUAUGACAUUUAUGUUUAGAUUUUAUAUGCUUUUUUAUUUUUAUUUGGGAGAAUUGGAAGAAUCGGUAUAUUUGGAAAACAAAUUUGAAUUGAAUUAUGUUCAAUUAAUAGUGUUAUCUGUAAUAGAUAUAUUUAUUUAGCCAAUUAUCCCCAAAAUCACAAUUUAAUUUAAAUAGAAAAUAAGAAAUGUACGUUUUUUCUUUAUGUCGAUGUAACACUGGCAGAAUUGCUUUAAAUUGGAAUUUAGGAGGUCUGUGGAUCAUGGGCUUUUUUAUUGUUUUGUAAUUUGUUAAUUAUAGUUUUCCAUCAAUUUUUCCUCUUGACUUGAAAUGAUAACGCUAUCUUUUAAUUGCACUAUGAAAGGAGGAUUUCUAUUGCCCGUUACCUCACCUUUAUCAGGCUUAAGCUUCUGACAAUCUCAAACCUGCGUCCUACUGUAGUUUCACGGGUUCACGCCUUCAGUAUUCCGCGGGAGAAUCACGGACCAUCAGACCGCGUGGUGCUCGUGUCCGUGUGUCUCAGUAACUGUGUUUUGUAUAUAUUUUUCAAUUUGGAUAAAAAAUAUGUAAACUUGUGUACAUAGAUACCCAGAUAGAGGUACUGUAAAAUAUGACUACAGAGUUCUCACCAAGUGCCUAGGAAUACAUGUUAUGCAAUAAAAUGUGAGUAUAAGAGCAUUACUUGUUGACCGGACAAUAAAUAAACCAGUCAGUCGGUU